AUGGAGAAGGUCAUCAACCAUGACCCCAUAGGUCUCUCCGGAAGGAAGACCAAGGGACUUCUCUCAGACCCCAGAUUAACAUGGGAAUUGGAAAGUUGUUUAUGUGCCAUGGUAAACCAUAUGGAAUCCAAAGUUCUUGUAGAUGAAAAGAGAGAGAAAUGGAUAAAGCACUAUAGCAGUUCUCACAAUAUUUUGCUAGUCGGUGAGGGAGACUUCUCCUUUGCCGCAAGCUUAGCAGAAGCAUUUGGAUCUGCGUCAAAUAUGGUUGCCACCUCUCUUGACUCUAAAGUGGCGAACCUGAAGAAACUGGAGGAUUAUGGGUGCACCAUUGUGCAUGAAGUGGAUGCCAACACCAUGAGCCAACAUCCUCUUCUCAAAGUGAAAGCAUUUGACAGAAUUGUAUUUAAUUUUCCUCAUGCUGGUUUAAAUUACUUCAUGUGUGAACACAGCAUGGUCCAAAUUGAGCUUCAUCAGAAUGUUGUUAAGGGAUUUUUGAUGAAUGCACGUGAUAUGUUAACAGAGAAUGGUCAAGUGCACGUGACUCAUAAGACAUCGUACCCGUUUACUUUGUGGGAAAUAACAAAACUAGCAGAGGAGGGUGGGUUGCAGUUGGUGGAAGAAGUGCCUUUCACCAAAUGGGAUUAUCCAGGGUACCAUAAUAAAAGAGCAUAUGGGUAUAAAAAGCAACAGGGCAUUCCCUGUCGGAGAAUGCAGUACUUUCAAAUUUGCCAAAGCCAUAAUGUCCACCAAUCUUUCUAUGGCUUAGUUAUUCUAAUCAAUAUCGCUUAA
Ilex paraguariensis (yerba mate) is the source of this 789-nucleotide messenger RNA. The record is from the annotation of a GenBank genome assembly. Lineage: Eukaryota; Viridiplantae; Streptophyta; Magnoliopsida; Aquifoliales; Aquifoliaceae.